AUGUGGGACGUUAGUUUUGUCAAUGGCGGUGGUAUUGUACUGAUUCUAGCGACGAUUUCCAGCGCAAAUGUUGCAGGUAUAACGCCAGAUAGUUUUAUAAGUCAAUUCAUUAUUGUUGCGACUGCGCAUUAAAUUGUGCCGGGAUUAAAACCAUAAAAUGAACAAAUGAGCGAAGCUUGUUUUUCACUUCAACCGUAUCGUAACGUACCGUAGCAUUUUCUUUCGUGUCGAAGUCAUUAUAGUUUCACACUAUCGCUCAGGAAACAAAGAAAUACGUUGCGUUUCGGUACGAUACGAUUGUCCCCCCAAAAGUCCCCUUUAGAAAUCACUCUUGUGCGUUAUUAUACCUUUGGGGAUUUAAUUUAAUUGAACAUGAACGGCGGAAGUAUUUACAACUUCCCUUCGCCCAUUUAAUUUAACCGGCAUUUCGGUUAGACUUUGCGUGUAAGUUGUAUACGUAUAAUUUGUUACGACAAAUACUCGUUGCUCUGUAGUCAGUUGAACCAUUCUUACUUGAACUGUCGGUGAAACGAAUUUGUAAUUUGAAUUUUUGUGUUGCUCUUCGUUUUAGAAGCUAUUUUAAAAUCCCAGAGGUAUAACAACGCACGUUUAACAACAAAAGUGAUUUCUGUAUAGGGGACUUUUUUGGGACACCCUGCUGUCCAGGCAGAACGGGGUCAUGUAAAUAGCGCCACUUAAUCACCAUGUCACCGACCAAAUGAAGAGCAUUAUUAUUAAAUUGGUAUUUUUCUUUCACUCUUACAGGUGAACAUCAUCUUCCAGACGUAAACAGGUACAAUAAUGUCCAUAAUAAUUUUUCCCAGGAUUGCAGUUACAAAAAUCUUGAGGUGACUCUGUAACUUGUUUAAAAAAAUUAAGUUUUACGUGAAAGAUGUCAUAUUGUAAAACUGCUUUAUUGCACAGGCUUUAGAGACCCAGUUCCACUCAAGAACAAUUUCCACGGACAGAAGAUUUUCCGAAAAUGUCCUUGUUAAAGUUGGAAAUUUUCGACUUCAAAAUUUUUUCCGACGCAAAGUUUGUGUCGGCCAAUCACAUUUUACAAUAUUUUUGCGGAAAAUUUUCCUGAUUGGAAAUUAAUCCAAAUACCAAGACCUACAUUUAAAAUUAUUAUACCUUACUGUCCGCUCAUUCUUUGUAUAGGACGUGCAUUCCUGCCGAAGCUGAACCAACGCUGAACUCAAGUUCGUGUUAUCCUUUGGUAAACUUUACCCGUCCUUUUUGUCAAAAUCAUGGAAUCAAUUUACCCAACUACGUGUAUCGGACGCCCUACGAUCAGAAUAGGAAAAACGAUGAUUUUAACAAGAUCAACGACGGAUUGGUGAGGCUGGGCGUAUCAAAAAUAAGCACCCUUUUAGAUGUGGACAUCAACACUGUGAGAAAGUGCGUGCAAAUUUCCGCCCGAUACUCAUUUGUCGUAAUCGUUUUCCGAGUUGUGAUCGAACCCAAAGUGUGUUUAAGGAGCAAACCAUAUGUCCUGAAUCGUGUCUUGAAUCUAUUCAUGUCUGCCAUAAAAUGUGGGAAAUUGUUGAGAGAUAUUAUACAAUUCGCUACCCGGAGAAAAAGAAGCUGUUCAAUUGUGAUCUACAACCGUAUAGAAAUGCUGGUCAUUCCCCAGAAUGCUGGUAUUUCAAUGGAUUCGCAAACUAUAUAGGUAACAUGGCGGACGAGCGAAGUAUCUUGAGCUUGUGGGAGAAUUUUAUCUGAAGAUGACCUAAUGUGUAAUAAUGAAACAGUUGGUGGUUUGCCCCAGGGGAAGGGGGUAUCGGGCGUACACACGGGAUUUGACAUUUAUCAUGGAAUUUUUGUAAAUUUUCCCAUUGUAGGGCAAAUUAUAUGGUCAAAGUAUGUCAAUUCUACUGCCUCAGGGGGCAGAUACCCAUUGGAAACUGACCAAGCGAAGCACCUCAGAAGUAAUAGCAAAAAGAACUUUCCAUACAAUUUCCAUCAUUCUUCUAACCAAAACAAUUUCAUUUGAUUUCAAAAAUGUCAUAAAAUAUGGACAUUUUCAUCAAGGUGGAAACCAAUCUCGUACCAGCUACCCCCUCCCCGCCCUUGAGCAAACGACUGACUGGUGAACAAUUGUAACCUGGCUUUUCCCGAUUGAUUACCAAUGUAAUGCUCAGUUGUGGAAGAAACAGGGGGUCUGGGAACCUCUCCCAAAAAAAUGUUUAUAUUUUAAAGUUCCGAUCCAUGCCUUAUUUCUGGUGUUCUCCACGCACAUCCCAGUAAAUCCAUUCCUGUAUCUUUGUUUGUUGUAAGUUGUACUGUAACUAGUUUUUGGUAAUUUCUAGAUACAUCUCCCGCUCCAGAAUGGGCUACAAACACAGGUAAGCAACCCGGAAAGCAGCCCGAAUCAAAUCGGAUACUGCAUUACAUGAAGUUAGUCAUCUACAAGCCUGGUAUUAAUGGCUGCGCCGCUAUAGUCUAAGGUCCAUUCGAAAAUUUGCUACCUGCACAAAAAUAAAAUUAAUCUGCAGACAUGAGCUACAGAAAUCGACUGUUCUUUCAACACCCCAAUAUGUUUUAGCUCCUCAGAGUGAGUAUUAACGUUUGUUAGUAUUAACGUUUUUGGAGUUGAACUCCAGUGGCCGGCUGUACAAACGCCAGAUAGCCCUAUUGUCCAUUGACUGGUAUAACUUAACAUUAAACUUUAGUAUAUAAAAAUUCAGGUAUCGCAAAACUGAGACUGUGUAUCCAGCCUAAUAAUCAUCUUUCCACACAGAUUGUCUUUACUUAAAUGGCAGCAGUUACCACGGCAACAUUUCAGUGACAGCCUCAGGUAUUCCGUGUCAAUCAUGGACAGAGCAAUGUCCACAUCGUCAUACCAUGAACGAUACAUAUCCAAAACUAAAUAACGCUAAGAAUUAUUGUCGAAAUCCUCAGAACUCAGGACAACGACCUUGGUGUUUUACUACAGAUAGGAACAAGAGAUGGGAGUACUGUGAUAUCCCUAAAUGUAUAUCAGGUAUGCGCUAAUAUUGUACUAUGAUAAAUCUAGAUGAAUACCAUCAGAGUUGAUGAGAAUUUUUUCCCGUUUGACCGGUAAUAUUAGUCAACUCUCAUCAUGCAAACUCUCACUUGUCAACUCUCAUCAACUCUUAUCCUCGUUUGACUGGGACAUGAAACAUGUAAUACUUUUCUGUCUUGUUUAGUUGAUGGUAACUACAGUAACUGGUCAUUAAACAAUACGUGCAAUGUAACUUGUGGUGAAGGUUAUGAUACAUUGAAACGAGAAUGUAACAACCCUGAACCAAAGUAUGGUGGAAGAAACUGCAGUCAUUUAGGAGAACCUGUUGAGUACAGACCAUGUCUGGCAAAGCCUUGCCCUGGUAAGUGA
Paramuricea clavata is the source of this 3358-nucleotide messenger RNA. Lineage: Eukaryota; Metazoa; Cnidaria; Anthozoa; Malacalcyonacea; Plexauridae. The record is from the annotation of a GenBank genome assembly.